UUGUGUUUUCUUUCACCACGCCAGUCAUAAAAGUGGGCGCUUCAUAUCUCUGUCGGUUGUUGAUGGUGCAGGCUUUCUUCAUCGCGCAGCUUCAGCGAUGUUUAUCCCUACUUUAGAGGAAGACAUGCACCAUUUUAAACCGAAUCGACACAGGCUCUACACAACGAGAUGCUGUGGGUGUUGCCAUGUCAGGACGGGAACCAUCAUUCUCGGCACCUGGUACAUGGUGGUGAACCUGUUGAUGGGCAUUCUGCUGACCGUGGCCGUGACCCACCCAGAGAACGUGCCCACUGUGGACCUGCAGUAUGAGGUUAUCGAGCACUACUUUAGCCACACCCUCCAGGUGGAGGGGAAUGUUUUAAAGGAGAAUGCCUGUGUGGGAUUCGCAAUCUCUCUGUUGAUGCUCACUAUCAGCGCCAUGAUGGUCUAUGGAGCCAUUACUCAUCGUGACGGCUGGCUCAUCCCGUUCUUCUGCUACCAGCUCUUUGACUUUGCUCUGAGUUGUCUGGUGGCCAUCAGCUCCCUCACCUACCUACCCCGGAUCAAGGACUACAUGACAGAGGCUGUGAGUCAGAUCCAGUCCCACACCCCCCCCAGCCGUGGGUCGGUCAUAGUCCAGCGACCCCCCCCCCCAGCCUGUCGGCUAGUCCACGACCGCCCCCUCCCCCCCAGGCCUGUCGGCAGAUUCCGCCCCCACCCCCCAGGCGAGCCCCUGUCGGCUAGUCCCACGGACCCCGACCCCCCAGCCGCCUGUCGGCUAGUCACGCCCCCCCUCGGCCUGUCGGCUAGUUACACGCACGCCCCGCCCCUCCAGGCCUUGUCCCGGACUUAG
Molecule: messenger RNA, 832 nt
Organism: Salvelinus sp. IW2-2015
Lineage: Eukaryota; Metazoa; Chordata; Actinopteri; Salmoniformes; Salmonidae
Product: lysosomal-associated transmembrane protein 4A
Cellular component (GO): lysosomal membrane
Source: RefSeq, a predicted model, not a curated record